UCUAGUGACAGAAUCUAGUUUACGCUAUUAGGUAAGAUCCGACUUAGCCGAUUAAUUAAAGUGUCUUUAAUACGGAAACAACACAACUAAAACUACAGGCGGCACCGAUCUCCGCUUCUUCUCUCUGUGACGGGCUGCAGAUCGCCUCAGCCUUUCCGGAAACCAAACUUUUUUUCAAACUUACUUCGUAGCACUGAGCGAAAAGAGGAAAACGGAGAGAAGACACUUGGUCCAACUUAUGCAGUUCCGUUUAUCAUGAAAAGGCGCUUCGCGAACAGAAAAAUAGCGCUUUUACGCGUUUUGUACUAAGAUCGACCUGCUUGUUCCCGUAUUGACAUAGCGGAUCUUCUCGUCUUCUUAUCAUGGAAGAUGGUGUGAAAGACGGAAAGGCCCAGCCCGCAGAAACCGCGUCCGUUAGCAAGGCCGGCUGGUUGAAGAAGUGUUCUGGAAGAUUCCUGGGAAGCUACAAGGACCGCUAUAUCUCAGUGGAGAGGACAGAGAUAGUGGUGUAUGAGAAUGAGGAUUUGGAGAAAUGCAUUGAACGGGUGGACUUGGAAAAGUAUGACAAAUGUUGUGCAUCCAGAGGUGCUUUCCAGAAGAAAAACCGGCUGCUCUUGAUACCGGCUCCUAAAAGUAAGGUCCAUGAAGUCAAGCUUCAGGUGACUGAUCCUGGUCAGAAGGAUGCCUGGCUCACGGCUAUUAGCGAUGCAAUCAACAGGGCAAAAAACAAAAUUUUUGAUGAGGUAAAAGUUGAUGAAAGCUGUUCUUUGGAACAUGUGACACGCACGAGACCCAAAGGGAAUCGGAGUCGAAGACCACCCACUAGGAUUCACAUGAAGGAGGCUGGUAACACUUCAUCAGAUGGGAUUCUCAGACUGGAUCUGGAUCUUGAUGCUGUGGACACUAUGCCCAAUGGAUCAUGUGAGGUCAAAGCCGAGACAGAGGCUCCUAAAGAGGUCAUCAAGCCACCAAUGCCACCAAGCAAACCCAGUGAGGAUGCCCCGCAGAACUCCGGCGAGGAAGAGGGUCCACAGAAGUCGGCUAUUAAACCCCCAAUGCCUCCCUCAACUGACAGCAAACCCAAGGAGGCUCCGCCCCAGAGCUCGAGUGAGGAAGACAGUCCACAGAAGUCUAUUAAACCCCCAAUGCCUCCCUCAAGUGACAGCAAACCCAUUGCUUCACCUAUCAAGGAGCCUGCAGAUGAUAAUUGCAGUAGUGAGAUAGAGUGUGUUCCUAGUUCCUCGCUUGCUGACGUGACCAGCACAUCCUCAGAAAAAGCAGAAAGUGACAAGACGCCUUCUGCUGUCGAUCCAUCACCAUCCAGCAAGGACCUGCAACCUCCUAUGCUACCAUCUAAGGACAAGAAGCCCAUUUUAAAACCAGAAGAUGCAGUUCCGGAACAGCCUUUGUCUAUGGAAGACAACAAGGCCGAAAGGCCUGUGGAGCCAACAUCAGAGGAUCAUCCAAGCACAUCCCCAGAGGAAGCAGCAUCUGGAAAGGACACCACUUCCAGUGCUGAAGCAACUGUAACGCCCUCAAAGGAAGUCUCCUGUGCAGCUGACAAGGAAGAUUUAGUUCCAGCUGCCAUAGAACCAGAGCCUACCAAUUUAACUGCAAUUUCUAUGGAAAAACAGGAACUUGUUACAAGCAGCAGUGUCAUAAAAGAAGAGGAUGAACCAAAGGUAACUGACCUGGAACCUUGUGUGUCCAACACAAAACCCCCAGAACAAAUUCCUGAACGUGUCAAAAAGGGUCCUGCCCCCCCUGCUCCUCCCAAAAAGAAACCAGUGAAGCCCCCGCAUGUCAUUGCUGGACAGUGUAACGUCAAAGCCAGUCCUGCCAAUGUUCCAUCUGUGGAGAGUGGAAAUCAGACUGUGAUUACACACGUUGAAACAGUUUCUAUGGAAACCAACCUUGAGCCGGUCAGCCAUUCCACGGAUACUAAUAGCGUGAUUCUACCAACUAUUUCAAGCAUGGAAGCGGAGAAUGUGUCCGUAAGCAUUAAAAGUACGGUUCCAGAUGGUGAGAUCGUUCCCUCAACAAUAAUCCUUGCCGAGUCAAAAGAAGACCCACCAAAAGCAGAUGAUGAGGUAUCCCUCGAGCCCAAGAAGGAUGGUGUGCUGAUAGUCCUCACUAGCUAUGAUUCAGGGGGGAACUUAAAUCUGUCCAUGGAACAAAUCGAUCGAGAUGAGAUGAGGUCAAGCGACAGUGGCCAACACUCUGAUGAAGAAAUGGAAAGUGGUGACAACAUCAGAGCUUCUACUAUAGCUCUGAGUGGUAGUCGGACUCGCUUGGAUGAGGAGAUCUGUGAAGACGGCACAGAUUCCAUGGACAACCACGGCCCACUCUCUCUGUCAGGAAAUGCUGAGAACCUGCAUGACAUAAUGAAAGGAGCAUUGAUUCCUGAGCUUAGCGAAACCUUCUCCCCUGUGUUCAUACCUUUUGUGACAAGAAAGUGCCUAUCUGUGGGAGACCUGCUGUCCACCAGCCAGCCAGGGCCACAACCAUCUGUGAGAAGUGAUGCUCAUGAGCUGCAAGGCAAAGCGUUCCCAGACCCGAUUUACACAGGGGAGCCCUUUGACAAAGGGAAGGGACAAAUGAGCACCACAGCCUUAAAUCCAGCGGAACAGGAGCAGCUGCAUGAAGCUUUGAAGAGACACCAAAAAGCCAGAAUCAUGAAAGUUCACACAACUAAGCGACAGAGUUGGUAGCUGGAUCAAAAUGACAACAUGGAAUUUCUACAGUGUCAUAUCCCUCUGCCUCUUUCACAAAUGGAGACAACAAUGAGAUCAUCCAAAACAACCUAGUUACCUCGACCCAAAUUACAUAUGCAAGAGUUCUUAUCAGGAUUACGUACAAUUAAUUCCACUCAUGAUUACUUUGAAUGAAACAGACAAAUUACUUUCAAAGUUACUUGGACAUUGCAGUUAGACUGAGAGGUAUGAUGGGUUAGACAUUUCAUGUAAGUAAAGAGAAUUUACUGCUCAGGUGAAGGGAUAAACCUGCAAUUUGUUGCGCACAUUGUAAGUUUAUUAUAAUGUAUGCAAGUGUAUUAUGUAUAUAUACACGAUUUAUACACAAUUUAAUGUUUAAUUAAAUAUUACAGUAUUUUAAUGGUAAGAGACAUGAUGAUGUCCGGUCUACUGUUCUGUUGUGUUGAAACGAAGACACUCCAGGAAAUCUGCAGGCAACCAAGGCUCUUCUGUAGACCACUGUCGACCAUCAAAUCGAUUGUUGUAAAUAAACAUGACAGAAAUAGCAGUGUGUAAUUCAACGAUUUGAACUGUAAAAUGAAAGCGUCUAAGGUUAGAUGCUCAUCGUGGAAGCUCUGCUCAAAAAACAGGCACAGGGGCACAUCAUAAUUAUUUUAAGUGGUGUACAGUUUCGCACUUGGGAGUAUAUUUUUGGAGCUGUUAGAGUUUGAGUCCCUUUCUAAAGCAACUGCAUGAUUGUGCAAAGUCACGCGUGUAGCAUGAAUCACUUUAAACCUCACUGUGCUUGUGAAAAGAAGCCCCCCUCCAGGACUGACAGCAUAUCUGACGCUGAUGGUGUCCUGAUGACUGUUACUCACCAUUUGCUCACCUUUUAUUUGUAGAAUUACAAAUAACUUGCAGCUUAGCAACCACACUUAUGCAGUGUAUAAAUAGUGCACAGGAACUGCACAUUUCCUGAGUGCUACACAGCACUGAUCUCUCCUUUUACUAGGACAAAAAAGGGGAACUGAUCCUUCUACAUGGUGUCAUGCUGCUGACUGUUAGUUAAGAAGGUUUAAGGCUGUUGCUGGCUUUGUGGCAGAUGGUUCGAAGCUCGUUUGCCCCCCACCACGGAAACAGUACUUUCCCAUGUGCGCCAUGUGUAGUGAAAUAGUGUUUCUGUCAGACUGUCACGUUCGUAAAUUGUUUUUAAAGCAUGACAUACUGUACAGGGUCGCCAACGUUGGUCAGCUGGCGGGGCGUGAGAUUUUCAGUUUGAGACAAGAAUGCAGACACAUACGUACACAUUUAUAUGCGUGUGAAAUAAUUAACAGUUUUAUUGCCUUGUAACUUGUAAAUAGUCUGUAGGGUUUGCAAACUACCCCAGAGCUUUUAAUGUAACUAAUUUUAAGUUUAUGAUGGGAUAAUAAAGAUUUGCUGUAAGAUUUCUUGCGUGAGUGUGAGAGGCUGAAAGCACGAGUGUCACGGCAGAUGCGUGAGAGUUGGCAGCCCUGGGUACAACAUGUGAAAUGGUGCAUUACACCUGCUUAACUUUUUUUAAAUAAUGUUGUCUGGUGAAAGUGCAGAUAAUCCAGACAGCCAGAAGGAGCAGAAAUAUAUUCAAAAUACAAACCAAAUGUUGUCUUACUGAGGGCUACUGAAAACCAGCCAUUUCUACAAAGUCGUUAACUUAUCCAGUUACCUGGCAGUGAAUCUGGGACAUGAAGGCUUUUAUUUCAGGUGUUAGCUGUCAUUUCAGGUAUUAGCUUUGUUUUAGUAAGGGCAUGGUGCCUAAGUGAGUCCGGCAAUAACCUCUUCCGAACAGACCUUACAAAAUCACUGUUGUCAAAGUUACAUUUCUCUAACUGAAAAUGAAAAUGUUAGCUGUACUAUCGAAAUAUAUUACAUGGUUAAAAGAGUAAUUAUGAACGAGAUGUAAUGCCCUUUAUUAUUUUGCGUAGAAAGUUUUUAAAAAUAUGCUAUGUAAAUGGGUUUUAAAUAAAGCGCCUUAUUCAUGCAG
This is a messenger RNA of Paramormyrops kingsleyae, 4713 nucleotides long. RefSeq lists its product as uncharacterized. The record is from RefSeq and is a predicted model, not a curated record. NCBI's taxonomy places the organism in Eukaryota, Metazoa, Chordata, Actinopteri, Osteoglossiformes, Mormyridae. Gene Ontology annotation, biological process: macrophage apoptotic process.